GUCACUCGAGUCAAGGAUAGCUUUUACGACACAAUAGUAAACAACGAACACUUUACGGCCGUGAAUAUGGCUUCUGUCUUCAGCGGUGUGCUGCAGUUGACAGAUCUCGACGAUUUUAUUACCCCCUCGCAGGAAUGCGUCAAGCCUGUUAAAGUAGAGAAGAAACAAGGCAAAUCUGUAGCCAAAAUUCAAAUAGAAGAUGAUGGCAGUUACGUCCAAGUCAAUCAGGAUGGUGGAAAGCAGAAACUGGAGAAGGCGAAGAUCACACUGAACGACUGUUUAGCCUGCAGUGGCUGUAUCACCUCAGCCGAAAGCGUCCUCAUCACUCAGCAGAGUCACCAAGAGCUCCUUAAAGUGCUGCUCAACAACAAGUCCAGCGCGACCGAGCAGAAGGUGGUGGUGGUGUCGGUGUCGCCGCAGUCCAGAGCCUCUCUCGCGGCCCGCUUUGACCUCAGCAGUGGCGAGGCGGGCAGGAGGCUUACCUCGUUCUUCAAAGGCCUCGGGGUUCACCACGUGUUUGAAACAAGCUUCAGUCGUACCUUCAGCCUGCUAGAGAGCCAGAGGGAGUUUGUGGAGCGUUUCCAGAGGAAGGAGCAGGACAGCAAGAGUCUGCCCAUGCUGACAUCGGCCUGUCCAGGUUGGAUUUGCUAUGCAGAGAAGACCCACGGGGAGUUUGUUCUUCCUUACAUUAGUACCACUCGCUCUCCCCAGCAGAUGAUGGGUUCCCUAGUUAAAGGCUAUUUUGCUGAACAACAGGGGCUGAGUCCACAGCAGAUCUACCAUGUAGCAGUAAUGCCCUGCUUUGACAAGAAACUGGAGGCCUCGAGGCCGGACUUCUACCUGGACGAAGCUGAGACUCGAGAAGUGGACUGUGUUAUCACAUCUGGAGAGGUUCAGAAAAUGCUGGAGGAGAAAAAUGUGUCCCUCAAUGAUGUGGAACCUGCACCCUUAGACACAUUGUUCAGCAGUGUGAGUGAAGAUGAGUUCCUGAAGCAUUCUGGGAGCGGGUCGGGGGGUUACCUCCAUCACGUCUUCACUUAUGCAGCCAAGCAGUUGUUUGGAGAGGAAGUGAAGGAGCUGACCUAUAAGACCCUGCGGAAUAAAGACUUCCAGGAAGUGACUCUAGAGAAAGACGGAGUUGUCCUGUUGUCCUUUGCUUCCACAUACGGCUUCCGCAACAUCCAGAACCUGGUGCAGAAACUCAAGAGAGGGAAGUCUCCAUACCACUUUGUGGAAGUUAUGGCCUGUCCAGCAGGCUGUUUAAAUGGUGGUGGACAGGUGAAGCCGCUACCCGGUCAGAACCCCAAGGAGCUUCUCCAGAAGGUUGAGGAGCUCUACAUGGCAGAGCGCCCCCUGUCGCCAGAAGAUGACACCCGCGUGGCCGAGCUGUAUCAGUCGUGGCUCCACACUGUUGGGGAGGACAGAGCCAACGAGCUGCUGCACACUCGCUACCACACCGUGGAGAAGAUGACAAACGGACUCACUAUGAAGUGGUGAAGAAAGAUUUUGCCGCAAACCAUCAAUCUGAGAGAAUAUCCGUAAACACGGGUUACUGAACCGUCCAAAUGUGCGAAGUGACUAAGCGUGUCUCUUCGGAGGGAAGUGUUAUGUACGAGCUGGUUUGACGAACAACUUUUUAUGACUGUCCUGACAAAUUGUUCAUCAUUUUUGUGGCAUCUAUUACACUGAAAAUGUUAACUGAAAUCACACACGCAAAAAGAAUCAUUACUUGUUUAUCUAACCUUCUGUAUAUUCACAAAUAAAGACUAUAUUUAAUUGUA
Gasterosteus aculeatus aculeatus (three-spined stickleback) is the source of this 1781-nucleotide messenger RNA. RefSeq names its product nuclear prelamin A recognition factor-like (gene ciao3). Lineage: Eukaryota; Metazoa; Chordata; Actinopteri; Perciformes; Gasterosteidae. The record is from RefSeq and is a predicted model, not a curated record.